GGAGAGGGAGUGGCUACGGAGGGCCGCGAGGUGCAGCGUUAAUCCCGAGAGCAGAAAGAAGGGUCAGGAAGGCGCCGUUGGUUCUGUUCCUUUGCCCCAAAGCCGUGUGUCGCUAUCUCUUGGUCUCUGUCCCGAGUCCCCAGCGCGGGGCUCCCGCGUCAGCCUUCCCUUGAGGCUCGCAGGUGGCGGCUGCCACCCCUCGCGGAAGUGAGGGGCGCGCCCCUCCUGGGCCCUGCGGACCCCGAGUCUCCAUGGGCCGGACCCGGAAGGCCAAUGUGUGCCGCAGGCUGAGUCGCCGGGCUCUGGGCUUCUACGCACGCGACGCGGGCGUGGUGCAGAGGACGAACCUGGGCAUCCUGCGGGCGCUGGUGUGCCAGGAGAGUACUAAAUUUAAGAAUGUUUGGACAACUCAUUCCAAGUCACCUAUAGCCUAUGAGAGAGGAAGAAUAUAUUUUGACAAUUACCGGUGCUGUGUCAGCAGUGUUGCAUCAGAGCCAAGAAAACUUUAUGAAAUGCCAAAAUGUUCCAAAUCAGAAAAAAUUGAGGAUGCUUUAUUAUGGGAAUGCCCAGUGGGAGACAUACUUCCUGACCCAUCAGACUAUAAAUCCUCACUCAUAGCCCUGACUGCUCAUAAUUGGCUGCUUCGUAUAUCCGCAACUACAGGGGAAGUCCUGGAGAAAAUAUACCUUGCUUCCUACUGCAAAUUCAGGUACCUGAGCUGGGACACUCCUCAGGAGGUCAUCGCAGUGAAGUCGGCUCAGAACAAAGGCUCCGCAGUGGCUCGCCAGGCAGGCACUUCACCUCCUGUUUUGUUGUACCUCGCAGUGUUCCGGGUUCUGCCCUUUUCACUUGUAGGGAUUCUAGAGAUCAACAAAAAGGUUUUUGAGAAUGUCACAGAUGCUACCUUGUCACAUGGAAUCCUGAUUGUGAUGUACAGCUCGGGACUAGUCAGACUCUACAGCUUCCAAGCCAUCAUCGAACAGUUCAUGCAACAGAAACUUGACUUAGGGUGUGCAUGCAGUCAGGGCGGGACUACUGGGACUGUAGGAGAGGCUCCUUUUGGCAUUCCUUGUAAUGUUAAAAUCACAGACUCACCACCUCCACUCUUUGAAGUUUCAUCUCUGGAGAACGCAUUCCAGAUUGGAGGCCAUCCUUGGCACUACAUCAUCACACCUAAUAAGAAGAAACAGAAAGGAGUUUUUCAUAUUUGUGCCCUAAAAGAUAAUUCCUUGGCAAAAAAUGGAAUCCAAGAAAUGGAGUGCUGUUCACUAGAAUCUGACUGGAUCUAUUUCCACCCUGAUGCUUCUGGGAGAAUAAUACAUGUUGGCCCAAAUCAAGUCAAAGUCUUGAAGCUAAGUGAGGUAGAAAAUGAUAGUUCUCAGCAUCAGAUCUCUGAAGAUUUUGUCAUUUGGGCCAAAAGAGAAGACAGAAAGGAAAAUUUAAUCACCGUUACAGCUUCUGGACGUGUGGUGAAAAGAAAUGUCAGCCUUCUGGAUGAUGACCCAGAACAAGAGACUUUCAAAAUUGUGGACUAUGAAGAUGAGUUGGACUUGCUUUCCGUAGUAGCUGUCACUCAAAUAGAUGCUGAAGGAAAAGCUCACCUGGAUUUCCACUGUAAUGAGUAUGGAACCUUACUCAAAAGCAUCCCACUAGUGGAGUCAUGGGAUGUGACAUAUAGCCAUGAAGUCUACUUUGACAGAGAUUUGGUGCUGCACAUCGAACAGAAGCCCAACAGGGUCUUCAGCUGCUAUGUUUACCAGAUGGUCUGUGACCCUGGAGAAGAGGAGGAAGCUGUCAACAGAAGUGGUUAAGACAGUGAGUCAUUGUAACUUGAGACACUGGUUAAAAAAAAACAAACCUCAGUCAGCUGUAACUAGUCCUCAUUGUCUGCAUGGAACAUUCUGCAGUAUUUUCCAGAACAAGUCUUGUGCUAGCUCCAAAGGACUAGUUUGAACUCUUACCACAUAUGGUAGAAAGGACUCCAUCUUUUGUAAAAGCUCUCUAGGAUGCUGUCCCAAGAGACCAAGCAUUUUGAAACAUUUCGAUUAGGUGCUAACGUGAAUAUAAAAUGCUAGGGAACAGAGGACAGUUAUCUAGGAGUCAAAGAGACAUCAUUGAUGCAGGGAUAAUUAAUUCUUAAAGAUACUAUAAAGUUUUAAUUAGUAAGGCUAGGAGAGAGAAACAAAAAUAAAAAUACUAAAUAUAGAAGCCAGGUAUGGUGGCACACACCUGUAAUAUCAGUGCAUGGCAGGUUGAGCAGAAAGAUCAGGAGUUCCAAGCCAAUUAGCAAAGUCAAGGCCAGCUUGGUCUCCAUGAGACCUGAUCUAAAGACGUCAACAAAAACAUAAAGAAAUACUAUAUACUCUAUACCAAACUUUACUUAAGGAUUAGAAGUAGGAUUUGAGCCAAAAAUCACCACAGCUUCUUUGUAAACAAAACAAACCAAAAGAGAAAAAAAACAUAUCAAUUCUAGUUUUUCAAUUCAUCAGUUCUUAUGUGGUCUUAUUGAGCGUAGUCCAUUUGUGUGUGUAUAAAUACCAGUGCACUUUGUUUCUGAGGACAUAUUUGCAUGUUUAUGUGUAUGUGGGUGUGCACAUAUUUGCAGAUGUGCCUGCAUGAGUGUGCAUGUGUGUUUGAAGGCCAGACGUCAGCCAAUGGUGUUCUCAAGAGCCACCUACCGUGUGUUUUCAGAUAGAGUUUCACUAGGGCCUGCGGCUUACUGAUACUGCUAGCCUGGUUGGCUGGUCAGGGAUGCUGCUGUCUCUUUCCCAGCACUGGGACUAAAGGCAUACUUACCAUCAUGCCCAGAUACGUACAUGGGCGGGCAUGUGUUAUAAAAGAUUCCAGGCAAAUUUCAAAUGAAAGCUUUUCUUCAUUUGUACCCUGUUUAGCUUUUAAUACAGCUAAAGAUGUCUGUCUUAUUUUCUAUCUAUUUGCUGAGUGGCUCUGUUUGUUUAGUGCUGUUUUCAUAUGUAAGCAAGAACAUAAAGGGGCCUCUGCUAGGCCCCUUCUGUGCAUUGCUGGCCCCUGGUGGCCUCUUCCUUGUAGCACAAUUGAAACCAAGAGGAGUUCUUUCCUGCCUGGGAGUAACCUCAUUAGCUAGAGGAAGAUUUUGAUUGUUCAUGGAAGGAAUGUUUUUCUUCUGUGUUAGAACAGAUUUAAACAUAACACUUGAAUUCCAGUAAUCACUUUCAGAAUGUUAGUUAAAAGCAACCUGCGUAUAGGGAGAAACUGUUUCUUACAGUCCCUUUCUAAGAAACCCAGUUGCUCAGAAUCUCCCUGGUCAUCUCAUUUUUCCAAGUCGUCCUCCAAAUGGAAAUAUAAAACAAGAAAAGAACAGUCAGAGCAGGUAGUUCACACCUGUAAUCCAAGCACUCAGGGAGCU
Molecule: messenger RNA, 3385 nt
Organism: Mus caroli (Ryukyu mouse)
Lineage: Eukaryota; Metazoa; Chordata; Mammalia; Rodentia; Muridae
Gene: Dcaf17
Product: DDB1 and CUL4 associated factor 17
Biological process (GO): protein ubiquitination
Cellular component (GO): Cul4-RING E3 ubiquitin ligase complex
Source: RefSeq, a predicted model, not a curated record